Molecule: messenger RNA, 619 nt
Organism: Pelecanus crispus (Dalmatian pelican)
Lineage: Eukaryota; Metazoa; Chordata; Aves; Pelecaniformes; Pelecanidae
Source: RefSeq, a predicted model, not a curated record
GAUCCAAAACUGCGCGAACUGUUGGAUGCUGGGAACCUAGGAGGUCGACUGGAAAAUCGAAUGAUAACUGUCGUCUAUGGUCCAGACCUGGUCAAUAUAUCGUACUUGAACUUGGUGGCAUUCCAAGAGGAUAUAGCAAAGGAAUGGUCAGAUGAAGUGUUCAGUUUGGCAACAAAUUUGCUGGCACAGAACAUGUCGAGGGACGCAUUUCUGGAAAAAGCUUACACAAAACUUAAGCUGCAGGUGACUCCAGAAGGGCGCAUUCCUCUGAAGAACAUAUACCGCUUGUUUUCCGCUGACAGAAAACGAGUAGAGACUGCAUUAGAAGCUUGUAAUCUUCCAUCUUCUAGGAAUGAUUCAAUCCCUCAAGAUGACUUCACGCCAGACGUGUACAGGGUGUUCUUAAACAACCUCUGCCCUCGGCCUGAGAUCGACCACAUCUUUUCAGAGUUUGGAGCCAAGAGCAAACCGUACCUUACUGUUGAUCAGAUGAUGGAAUUUAUAAAUUUUAAGCAACGUGACCCACGAUUAAAUGAAAUCCUUUAUCCACCGUUAAAACAAGAACAGGUUCAACAACUGAUUGAGAAGUAUGAACCCAACAGUAAUCUAGCCAAGAAAG